UUCUUCUCAGUAAAUGAAGGGGGUUUUUAAUCGUUUACUAAUAAGUCGGUAUUGCUCUCUCCGUCGACAUUUGAGAACCCUUUUUUUCCUUUUGCUUUUAUCGUUCUGUUUUGAUCGAAGUACUUCACAGAGUUGCUUCAUGGAUAUAAUGGAUCCGACAGAAAAGAAUUCACCGAGUGAGAACAAGAAGCUAUGCACUGAUUGCAAAACCACAAAGACUCCUCUUUGGAGAGGUGGCCCUGCCGGUCCCAAGUCACUUUGCAAUGCAUGUGGGAUCAGAUACAGGAAGAAAAGAAGAACGAUGAUGGGUUUGAACAAGGGAUUAGAGAAGAAAAGGAAGAAAGAGAUAUCAGAUUCUUCACAUAUCAGCUCCAAUGCCAACACAAAUGAUGAUGAUGAUGAUAAGAAGCUUAACGGCAGCUUCAAUGGACUGAGUAAGAGUGUGAAGGUGAUUAUAUGCUUGGGAAGUGAAGUUUUGUUGCAAAGUUCAUCAUCAUUAUCUGGGGUGGUGAAGAAGCAAAGAUGCCAAAGGAGAAGGAAGCUGAGAGAGGUAGAACAGGCUGCUAUUUCUUUGAUGGCAUUGUCCUGUGGCUCAGUUUUUGCUUGACAGAGAAAUCCGAAAGAAGUAACCCAUAAAGCUCCCCCCCUUUUCAUUCUUCUGUUUUUACCUUUGGAUA
Messenger RNA from Hibiscus syriacus, 677 nucleotides. RefSeq names its product GATA transcription factor 15-like. Gene Ontology annotation, biological process: regulation of DNA-templated transcription. Gene Ontology annotation, molecular function: sequence-specific DNA binding; zinc ion binding. Bases 14 to 607 code for a protein of 197 amino acids. The transcript is spliced from 3 exons. NCBI's taxonomy places the organism in Eukaryota, Viridiplantae, Streptophyta, Magnoliopsida, Malvales, Malvaceae. The record is from RefSeq and is a predicted model, not a curated record.